CAUUAAUUAAUAACGCAUACAUAAAAUAGAAUUGCCACAAACAGCAAGACGAUUUGAGCUUGUAUUUUGUUUCUAAUUAAGAUGACUUUUUGUCACUCAUCGCUUUCCGUAGUUUGUCGGGCCAACUUUGCAUAAAGGUCGUUAACCUGUUGAAAUAUUUUUUUCCUUCCUCCUAGUUAUUCAGAAUGGCUACGAGAAAUAUAGCGCGUUUUUGGGAAUGGGGAAGAAAGAUAAUCUGCGUAGGAAGAAAUUACGCAGACCAUGCUAAAGAGCUGAAAAAUGCAAUCCCAACUGAACCCGUGUUGUUUCUUAAACCUCCGUCUGCGUAUGUGAAAGAGGGCUCUCCGAUCUUGGUGCCGCACUACUCACACAAUCUUCACCAUGAAGUUGAACUAGGGGUUGUUAUUGGGAAAGGCGGUACGGCGAUUCCGCAAACCUCAGCUAUGGAACACGUUGCUGGGUACGUCCUGUGCUUGGAUAUGACUGCGCGCGACAUUCAGGAUGAAUGCAAGUCCAAAGGUCUACCCUGGACUCUUGCUAAAGCAUUCAAUACCUCUUGUCCCGUAAGCGACUUUAUUCCAAAAGAUAAAAUACCGGACCCAGGGGAUGUCUCGCUAUGGCUAAAGGUGAACGAUGUUCUGCGGCAGCAUGGCAACACAUCGCAGAUGAUUUUCUCUAUUCCAUACCUUAUCAACUACAUCAGUGGGAUCAUCUCAUUAGAGGAAGGGGACCUUAUAAUCACUGGGACACCCAAAGGAGUCUCAGCUGUCCAGGAACACGACGAGCUUCAAGCUGGUAUUGACGGCGUUGUCACAAUGACUUUUAAAGUUGACAAGCUUGGUUUCAUCAACAAUUGACACUUGUAUCAAGUUUUGUUUGAUUCACAAUAAUGCAUUGUAAACUGUCACUAUAUAUUUUUUGUAACAAAAAAAGGUUACAAAUCACAAUAGUUUACUUUGCGGUCUCUGUAAAAAAAAUUUUAAGUUACAAUUUGUAUAUUUAAUUAAAGCAGAUUUUUUUUG
Electrophorus electricus (electric eel) is the source of this 1022-nucleotide messenger RNA. RefSeq names its product fumarylacetoacetate hydrolase domain containing 1 (gene fahd1). Gene Ontology annotation, cellular component: mitochondrion. Lineage: Eukaryota; Metazoa; Chordata; Actinopteri; Gymnotiformes; Gymnotidae. Gene Ontology annotation, molecular function: acetylpyruvate hydrolase activity. The record is from RefSeq and is a predicted model, not a curated record.